AAUUACUGAGUCAGCAUAGCUGACAAUGCAGUAAACUACAAGAAGCCAAUUAAUUAUUAACCAAUCUUAGCCAGGUGAGUGUUUGCAUCUGCACGAUAUUUUCCUCAUCCGUGCAAAUACAGCCAUUCAUUUAGUGACCGUUCAAAGUCACAGUGCCUCUGAAAAAAAUAACUUGUGUCAGGUCCUCACACUUACAACCGCCUCGGCAUUCCCCCCCCCAGUCACAUGAUCAAACUUUCCGUUUUGGGCAACUGGCUUUUUUUUUAUGAUGGUUGUAGCAUCCUGAUGUCAAGUGAUCGCCAUUUUGCAACCUUCCCUUCUGGCUUCCGGCAAGCAAAGUCAAUGGGGGAAAAGUCAAAUUCACUUAACGAUGACACAAUUCACUUAAUGACUGCAGUGAUUGGCUUAACAACCAUGGCAAAGCAGGCUGCAAAAUCAGGCAGGGCUCGUUAAACUCAGUUAACAAUGGCUUAGGGAUGGAAAUUUCAACCUCAAUCAAGUUAAGUUGAGGCCUAUCUCUCCCUCUUGCUGGCUCGUGUGCUGCAUGCAUGUCAAGAUCUGGCUGUGUAAAGAGGCACAGAGUUAACCUUGGAGAAACCACGCAUAGAUGGUUACUACAACACCCAGCCAAACAUACUCUAAGCCAAGGAAACAAGCCUUAGCUCCACCCUAACUCCCUGGGGUAUAAGAGGAACUGACGGGGAAAACACACUCAUGAGCUUUCAAAGUUCUGUUACUACAAGCAGGCAGUUCCUUUCAAAAAAUGUAGAGUUGGUUUUCCUGAUCUUUGCUCCCUCGAAGAGUUGACAGCCGCGUCACAACUGGCUUGACCGUGCCCAAAGUGGACCAUCCGAUUGACCAAGCCCACCUGGAGAAGAUGGUGAAAAGGGCAGUCCAGGAGUAUUCCUACAAGAAUUCGAUAGAACCAACAGCCUACCGGCCGUACAAGUAUUGGGUGUCCCGUGAAGAAGAAAAAUUCAACCCGGUGUUCAUCGGCAACGACAGAUACGCAACCUGGCGGACUGGGCCGUACAACAGCGCAGCCUGGAACCGAUACACCACGUACCUGCCACGGAUCCCCAGGGAAGCUGGCAUGGAUGCCAUUCUGCGCGGGAUGCCCAUGGAGUACCCGCCAAAGCCUGAGCGACUCAACAAUUACGAACGGGAAGUUGUGGUCAACAUGUUGAACAGCUUGUCUCGGAAGCAGCUUCCAUACGUCCGGCAUCACUAUCCCGUCCCGGGCCGGAUGCCCUACCAAGGCUACUACAGCCCCUGCACUGGACGCCAUUACUGCUUGCGUGGAAUGGAUUACUACGUGGACGGAGCCCCCACCAACGAGAGGCAGAUCAGCCAGCUAGUUGAGAAGAUUGUAAGGAGUUUCCCGUACUACGACCACCAGGUAGACAUGAUGCUCUGUGCACGUUUGCCAACCCUGCCGCCAUCUUUCCCGUAUAUGAACCUUAAAUGGGACACGAGUCAUUUUAAGAGGUCUGGAGGGCCGGAGAGGGACAGCUAUAUUAUUCAUCCUGAGUUUGUUUCAGAAGCUUAUCCCUCUCCGCCAUGUUGGUAUUAAGAGAGUCGAGAGAGACUGCCAUUAAAAAGUGCCACUGGUGACGAAUUAU
Messenger RNA from Crotalus tigris (Tiger rattlesnake), 1622 nucleotides. RefSeq names its product chromosome unknown C9orf24 homolog (gene SPMIP6). Lineage: Eukaryota; Metazoa; Chordata; Lepidosauria; Squamata; Viperidae. The transcript is spliced from 7 exons. The coding region runs from base 878 to 1573 and encodes 231 amino acids. Gene Ontology annotation, molecular function: alpha-tubulin binding. The record is from RefSeq and is a predicted model, not a curated record. Gene Ontology annotation, cellular component: perinuclear region of cytoplasm; manchette.